CCUCAUCUGGAAAUUGACACACAAAAAAAAAAAAACUGUGCGGAAAUAAAUGUCAAGGCUCGGCCCGCGUUUGGACUCACCGUGGAGUUUGGUUUUAAGGUGCGGAGAAGUGGUCGAUGCGCCUCGGUGGGCUCCGGCGUGUUUGUGACAACCGACCCUGGCCCUAGCAGGUGUCGCAGCCCGGAGAGAACAUGUCCAAUGGAAAAGACGCCGGUGCUGCUCACAACAGCUCAUCCCAGAUGACCCUAGAAGAGAGCCUGCAUGAGUGUAUGGAGGCCCUGGAUCUCUUCCUAAACAAUCACUUCAAUGAGAGUCUGGAGAGGCUGCGAUCAAAAGUGGGUGAAAGUAUGUACCAUGCUCUUAUGUACGCCACAGUCCUGGAAAUGCAGGCCAUGAUGACUUUCCAGCAUGAUGACAUUUGCAAUGCCGGAGCUACCAUGAAGAGUGCUCAGGAUCUUUGUCAGAGGUUUCGCCGUAAAUCUCCAAAUUUAGGGAAGUCCACCAUGGAGCCACUCACUGAAGAGCAGCUUCAUGCUGAAGUGUGUUAUGCAGAAUGCCAACUGCAAAGAGCUGCUCUCACCUUCCUACAGGAUGAGAAUAUGGUGAGUUUUAUCAAAGGUGGGAUCAAAGUACGAAACAGCUACCUGAUUUACAAAGACUUGCAUUCCUAUGUAAAAUCUCAAACCUGUUUUAAAGGACCAAGCCACAAUCACUUAGAGGGUGGAAUUUCUUUUGGAAUCGGAGCAUUUAAUCUGACACUCUCUUUAUUUCCGCCACGGAUACUAAAAGUUUUAGAGUUUGCAGGCUUCUCGGGAGAUAAGGAGUACGGUUUGUCCCUGCUUGAUGAUGGCGCGACAGCAUUGAAUCUGCGCUCCAUGCUGUGUGCUCUGCUACUGCUUUGUUACUACACCUUUCUCACAUUCAUACUCGGAACAGGUGAGGGACAUGUGGUAGAAGCUGAAAGAUUGUUGAAAAUAUUCAGGCUGCGGUAUCCUCGGGGAGCAAUAUUCCUUUUCUUUGCUGGCAGGGCAGAAGAGAUGAAAGGAAACAUCGAUGAGGCAGUGGCUCUAUUUGAAGACGGCUGCAAGGCCCAGCAAGCAUGGAAACAGUUCCACCACAUGUGCUACUGGGAGCUGAUGUGGUGCUUCACCUAUAAGCGAGCAUGGAAGAUGGCCUAUUUCUAUGCUGACCUGCUGAGCAAGGAAAGUCGCUGGUCCAAGGCUAUGUACAUCUACAUGAAAGCCGCUUAUCUCAGCAUGCUGCCUAUGGAAGAGGAACGUCCCUUUGGAGAGGAUGAGGUGGAUCUAUUUAGACAAGUGCCUGCCUUCAAGCAGAAGAUAGCAGGCAAGUCUCCACCCACUGAGAAAUUUGCAAUCCGCAAAGCUCGCCGCUACUCAGCUCAAUGCCCAGUCAGGCUAAAAGUGCCCGUGCUGGAGAUGAUGUACAUGUGGAAUGGUUUUAGUAUGAUCAAGAACCGAUCGGAGCUGACUGAAGGCAUGAUGCAGACGCUAGUGGAGGCCGAGCGGGCCCUGUUGGAGUCUUCAGAGAAUGAGUAUACACUGGAUGACCGCUGUGUAAUCCACCUGCUGAAGGGAAUGUGUUUGAAAAACCAAGGGCUCCUCCACGGUGCUGAGGAAUGCUUUCAUAAAGUUUGUUCGAGUGAGAAGAAGCUCAGGUUCGACCACUAUCUCAUUCCCAACUCCCUAGUGGAGCUAAGUCUCCUCUACAUUGAACAAGGUCGAAGAGACGAGGCCAUCAAACUGCUCCACAAGGCCAAACAUAACUACAAAGAAUACUCCAUGGAAUCUCGUACGCAGUUCAGGAUCCAUGCCGCCCUGGCCAAACUAAAGGCCGGUUCUGUCGAUGCGGAGGAAACCCGUCUUUAGGGAGACUGGACAUUCAUCAUCGGAAACAAUCUUCGCCUGUGGUCAUUGCGACACUCCCGCUGUUUUAACCCAGUUUUAUACUUCCAUCCAUUUUCAUCAAGUAAAUGCUGGGUUUCUAUUCAGGUUUGCGUAUGAAGACCUGAUUGGCAUCUAACAGAUGGAAAGUGUUGGAUAAUAGCGCUUUAAUUGUAUAUUAAAUUACAGACUUGUGUAUAAAGACAUUUCAUUUUAUGGACAAUGUUUACAUAUGAAUAACCAGAAUCAACCGCUGAUUAAAGUCACUCUAAACAUUCACAGGAAAUGCAUUAUUCUGAUGGAUUAAUAUAAGAGAAGUAUGGUACAUUUUUAUCAUGAGAUCAGUGUGUUAUGUUGUCAAAAAGUACAACAGCUGAAAUAAGCAAACACGUCACCAUUUUUCCUCACAUAUAUUUUCAAAGGUUCUUUUGACAUAAAUUUCAACAACCCAAGUAAUCCAUACAAAGAAAGUAGAAAAACAGAUCAGAAAUUAAGUUGUAUAAUAAUGUAAAACCAACUGCUAUUUAUUUAAUACUUGGCACGAAAGCCUUUGUUUCCGAUCACUGCUUCGAGAAAGCUACAAUUUUUUGAAAAGCAGCCCUACUCGAUCAAGUUCCCACUUACAAACUUUACCGUUGGUAUGUUAUAAGGGGGACCUGCAGUACUAUUUGUUCUCCAAAUGAGAUGUAUGUUACGGUAACCGAAGAGUUAAAUCUUCCUGGCAUCAAACGAGACUGUCAAAUGUUUGAAAAACUUUAAAUGAGCUUGGACAUGUUUUUUUUUCUUCCAGCAAUGGGGUGUUGGGAGCUGAAUGUGCCUACAAGCCAUGGCAGCAGAGUAUAUUACUGUUUUUCUUGUGACAACAGUACCUGCUAAUUCCAGGUCUUUUUGUAGCUCUCCACAGGUGGUCCUUGGC
Messenger RNA from Syngnathoides biaculeatus (alligator pipefish), 2817 nucleotides. Its product is annotated as tetratricopeptide repeat protein 39A. The record is from RefSeq and is a predicted model, not a curated record. Bases 192 to 1886 code for a protein of 564 amino acids. The transcript is spliced from 18 exons. NCBI's taxonomy places the organism in Eukaryota, Metazoa, Chordata, Actinopteri, Syngnathiformes, Syngnathidae. Gene Ontology annotation, molecular function: protein binding.